Messenger RNA from Colletotrichum orchidophilum, 1095 nucleotides. Its product is annotated as endo-1,3-beta-glucanase. NCBI's taxonomy places the organism in Eukaryota, Fungi, Ascomycota, Sordariomycetes, Glomerellales, Glomerellaceae. The coding region runs from base 1 to 1095 and encodes 364 amino acids. The record is from RefSeq and is a predicted model, not a curated record. The transcript has a single exon. Gene Ontology annotation, biological process: carbohydrate metabolic process. Gene Ontology annotation, molecular function: hydrolase activity, hydrolyzing O-glycosyl compounds.
AUGACGACUAAGCAGGUUCUGUCUCUUCUUCCUCUUCUCUUCAGCGCGGGCUGGUCAUCCCCGGCGCCCUUCCCUCCCAGGGGAAGUUAUCCCGGCUUCCCAUCUCCGGAAGGUAGCAAGCCUGGCUUCGCCCCCACCAAUGCCGUCCCAUCCUUCCCUCAGGAAUCCGCCGUUGCCACCAAGAUCAACGAUGCCGCAAAACCCGCGGCCAGCAGGACUCCGAGCAAGGGCAAUAGCACGAGCAGCGGCCCAACCCUCCCCGCCGGCUACGCAAAGAUUAUCUUCCAGGAUGACUUCUCAACGCAAAAGGCCGGCGCCCUGCCCGACUCGUCAAAGUGGACCUUUGACGUCGGCACCGGCUACCCCGGCGGCGCCGCCAACUGGGGCACGCAGGAGAUCCAGACCUACACAAAGGAUACCAAGAACAUUGCCAUCUCGGAGAGCGGCACCCUGACCAUCACGCCCAUCAAGAGCGGCGAGUCAUGGACCUCGUCACGCAUCGAGACGACCGCCGCGCAGGACUUCACCUGCCCGCCAAAGGGCAAGCUGCGCAUGGAAGCGAGCAUCAUGAUCCCGGCCUCGGACCCGUCGACCCAGUCCGGCAUCUGGCCCGCCUUCUGGUCCAUGGGCGCCGCGUUCCGCACAAACGUGUCUUCGUGGCCCAGCGUCGGCGAGAUUGACAUGCUCGAGGUCUCCAACGGCGUAGGCACGGUGUUCCAGACGGCCCACUGCGGCGUCAUUGGCGGUGGGCCAUGCAACGAGAAGACGGGCCUCAGCUCCAGCGUCGAGUUCCCGCGCGGCCAGUUCGUCAAGAUCGCGAGCGAGGUCGACCGAUCCGCCGCCGGCGGGUUUGCGAGCGAGAAGCUUGUGUGGUACGUCAACGACAGGAAGACCAAGACCAUUACGGGCCGGGAGGUUGGCGACGAGGCCGUGUGGAAGAACCUUGCGCAGACGCCCAAGAUGAUUUUGCUCAACGUCGCUGUCGGCGGCGAGUUCCCCGAUGCCAAGGCUGGUACCACGACGCCCAACGCGCAGACGGUCGGCGGCAAGGACUCCCGGAUGGAGGUCAAGUACGUUGCUGUUUACAGCACGUAA